This is a messenger RNA of Aspergillus tanneri, 216 nucleotides long. RefSeq lists its product as uncharacterized. The record is from RefSeq and is a predicted model, not a curated record. Lineage: Eukaryota; Fungi; Ascomycota; Eurotiomycetes; Eurotiales; Aspergillaceae. Bases 1 to 216 code for a protein of 71 amino acids. The transcript has 2 exons.
AUGGAGACUCUGGAGCCAGUGGGAGUCACGGACCAGAGUGUGCUACAUCCUAAUCUCAAGGGACCACUGACUUGCGCACAGUACGAUCCCAUUACCAGAGACUUGUUCAACUACAACUUGGACUCGGGCCAUGGCCUACAUACCCCUCUUCAGAACAUCAACCAAGGCAUCCAAGACAGAUAUUCUGGCAGCUAUCUCAGGUCCGGGAACGGAUGA